AUCAGGAAGGUACCACCCAGGUACAUGGCAGAAAAAAGCCACUGAGUCUGACCUUCAUUCUUUGCCAUGGGCCACGGUGUGUUUGUAGGGUUAGAGAGCCGUGGUGCAGAGCCACCUUUGCCCUUGCUGAUUGAGAGCUGGGUAAGGGUUGGGUCACUUGAUCAAUUUACCAGUGUUGAUGGAGCAUUUACUCUGGGUGUUUCUGCAGCAGGAAGAAUUUCAGGGACACAUCACUCGGAGUCAUGGGCAACUGAGUCAAAUGGCUUUUGGUGGCCUCUGACACGGUCUCUCAUUCAGCUUUUACUCAGCGAAUAAUUUGAAGUGUUGCUCCAUGGAUCAGGGGGUGGACUAGACUCUGGGGAUUCCAUGGUGAGCCAAACAGACAUAGUUUUUGCCCUCGGGGACUUACCAUCUUGUGCAGGAGGAGAUGGGGUGCAGAGUUACAAGCAAGAAUGGCACGAGUGUUUAUAAAAUAUAAUAAAUGCCAGUGAAUAAAAGCUCUGUGCUGUAAAGGCACAAAAUAGGGAGUCCUGAUCUGGCCGUGAAGCUCAGGGAAGUGCCAUUUGACCUGGGCCUGAGUAAUGAAGACAGGAAGACUUGGCUCAGGCCAAGUCCAUCAAAUGGGAAAGACCACUCCUGACUCCCCACCUAAAUACCUUAGGUGACAUAAAGAAAGAUGAACACUCAUCCACCCCCAAAACCAAAGGCAGACUAUCAAUCUCUUGAAAGUAUCUGAGGAGGGAUGCUUAUAACUUUAGGCCAGUGAGCCUAGGUGGAACUACAUUAGCUUCCCUAGCUGUCACGAGGUAGGAUUACCCUCCAUCCUUUUGCACCAUUUGCCUGUUUGCCUUCCAAGAUCGGAAACUCCUGAUUUCUGUCAACCAGAAAAACUGGCAGUUGUCGGGUCUCCUGCAUGGGCAACUUUAAUAAGACGACUGGAGAUGGUUUCCUUCCUACUGGCGUUAUACAUAAUCUCAAAAGUCUACAGCUUUCAGGAAACAAAUGGAAAAGACAGAGGGAGGGAGGCUUGGGAGGAGUGGAAGCAGGGCAUUGACUUCUAGGCAGAGACGGCCCCUCAAGUCCAGCUCUGAGGGAGACAUAAAGAGCCCUUGUCACAAUGCCUGUUGGGCAUUUCAGCUCCUCAGAGUGUCAAAGAAUCCGGCAGAAGAAGCCCCAGAGUCCAGCAAAACAGUCGCAGGUAGAUGUCUACUGUCAAUGGCUUCCUAGUAAAUGCUUAACGCCCUGUUCUCCAGAUUUGGUUUUCAGCUGCUAUUUGCGGAGGUUGCUGAUUCCUGUGGUGUAAACGCUCCCGCCGUAGCCAAUUUUCAAGCAACCAGCCUGACCCCAUUGCAUGUGGGGCUGGGAAGAGAGACCCAGGAGAGGCCCUCAGGAGCCCCUCAAGCCUCGCUCUAGCACAUGGCUGUUACAUUCGCCAGAAUCCGAGAGGGUGGGAUCACCGAUAACAGCAACAGCCCUAGACAAGGAUUUGACCUCCUUCCAGAUGGACGGACCGUAGAGACAAAAGCAGCCCAGUGCUUUCUCUGUAGGUCCAGAUUGCUCUGUAGGAUGCUCUCCUCAUUGAGAGCAUGAGCAAAGAGGAAGAACCAACAUGAGGCCUUAGAGGGAAAAACACCCAAGUAAGGUAAAAGGAGCAGUAAAUUAGUUACUACAACUGCAGAAUAAGAAUUUUAGGAAGCUGCCAGAUAUCUGCAACAGGAAGAAGUGCGACCCUGGUGGGCUAGGAUCACAACGUAACGGGGAGGGAGAGGGCCGGGAUGAAAAGGCAUCAGAGUCAGCUGGAAGGAGGAUGAAUGAAGUAGAGAAAGAAGGCCAGGAUACGAGCUGUGUAAUAGCAGAAUGAAAUGUUCACGGAAAAUAGAAUUACGUUGCUAUUAUGGAAGGUAGUUUGGGGUUUGCUCUCCCACAGUGCAAAAUUAAGAAAUGAAAACAGUGAGAGAGAAAAUGAGGGCAACGGAGGACAGAAAUAGGAGCUCUAAAGUGAGGAUUAUGGGGAAAAACUGAGAAAGAAGCCUGAACCAUUGAAUAGAAGAAAUACCUAAAGGAAUGAUCAAAGAAGAUAUUCCCAAACUAGGAAGAACCUGCCUCUGUAAAUCCAAAAGGCUCAUUGUGUUGUGGGAAAAAUGAAAAAGAUCCACGCUGUACUUAUUUUGUCAUUAAUAAAAUUCUAACAUAAUGGAAGGAAAAUCUUUGACUAUAACAGCAUAAAAGAAGUUGCCUACAAAGGAAACAGACCAGGCUGGCCUCCCUCCAUUUUCUCCUCUGUGACUUCAAAUGUUAGAAGACAGUCUUCAGAGUUUUGAGGGGGAGAGGUCCUGGCCUAAGGAUUAUGCUUUUAUAGGUAAAGAUGGGAGAAGUGCCUUAUGGGGAUUUGCAGAGCAGAGAGCCGACUGAGGUGGGGCUGUAGGGGAAGAGUUCUGGGGGAGUGGGGAAGGUCAGGAAUGAGGCAGAGGACUCUUCCCAUACUUGUGAUGGUUUGCCUUUAAGACUGUAUGGGGUGCGGGGCGCCUGGGUGGCUCAGUUGGUUGGGCGACUGCCUUUGGCUCAGGUCAUGAUCCUGGAGUCCCGGGAUCGAGUCCCGCAUCGGGCUCCCUGCUCGGCAGGGAGUCUGCUGCUCCCUCUGACCCUCCUCCCUCUCAUGCUCUCUGUCUCUCAUUCGCUCUCUCAAAUAAAUAAAUAAAAUCUUAAAAAAAAAAAAAAAAGACUGUAUGGGGUGCAAGUGUUAUUUUUAUUUUUAUAAGGAACAUGUGGUUCUAUUAAAAAAAAAAGAUAAAAACCAUAACCUAAUAAGGUAGAUCAGGAAGACAUUUAUUCCAUCUUGUUGAUGAGACAUCAAGGCUGAGAGAGUGCUUCUGAAGGCUCCUACUUGACAGGAUUAGGUCCAGAAUCCACAUGUUUUGACUUCCGUUAAAUAUGCCACGAGCUCUGCCAGUUCCACCAUAUUGUCUCUUUGGAAGGCGACAGUCCCGCUGAUGGAUGGCCUGCAUAUGGGUGGUGCCCUGGGAGCAGAGCAGAUGGGAGAGGUGGAUGAUGGUGGGAAGCUGUGUUGGUUUGUUCAUUUCUUAAUUUGGUCAGCCAGCAUUUCUUGAGUGUCCGGUAUGUGUUGGGCACUGUGCUAGGCAUGGGGAUUGCAGGCAUGAAUCAAAUGCCACCUACGUGUAUUCUUCUGAGACUCAGUGUACUGCUGUGAGGGAGAAGAUGAAACACAGAGUUCUGCUUGGUCAAGGCCGGAGGUAGGGGUAAGCACAUACAUUAUGCAAAGCCUAAGCCCAUCAGAAUCAUCUGGAGGACUUGGGAAAAGCCAGAAGGCGAGACCCCACCCCUGGAGCUCUGAUUCAGUAGGUGGAGCCCAAGAAUUUGCAUUUCUGCCACCAAACCCUGGGAUUAGUUGAGAGUUCCCGAGGCUUCGGGUUUAGGAAAAAUUCAUCCAUCUUGCAGAUUUGGAGGUUAGAGAGGAUGUAUUCCUUGGGACUCAUUUAGGUUCUGAGACACAUCUAGCCAAGCAGGAUUCCCCUGGUCCCUCAGAGAAAUAAUUCUGAAGGUGCACACUAUCUAAUUUGGAGUGCCCCCAUAGGUCUGUGGCUGUGCAGGGUAAAGUUAGAGUCUUGAUUCUGGAAGAACCCUCGCUCCAUUCAUUGCUGAGCUAAGUAUGGAGUAAGGGACUCCAAGUGGCCUGUGUUAACAGUCACUGUGAAUGGCAGAGUCAGGAGUAGAGGGCAAGUUCCCGGAUCCCCCCCCUCCGCCGCACCGUGUUCCUUUCCAACAUCACCACCCUGCUUCUCACCCCUCUGUUUCCGUUAGACCUGCUGGGCAGUUAUUUCCUCAGCAAGUUUGAUUACUCCUAUCCCCUGCCACCAGGUCCUGCAGGCAGCCACUGAAGGGUUAACUUCAGUUGGACCCGGAGCCCCGAGCCAAGUACAGAGUGUCCAUUGUGCGCCCGCCCCCUCCGGAGGAGUCGCUGACUGCUGGAAUGUGACAAGGCAGAAGGUUUUCACCUUGCGUCGUUGGCUUCCCUCCUCUUUGCAGAUCUGACCUCUUCUGAACACGUGGCUGUGUCUGCAUCCCUGGGACUCUGAACCCAGCAGCUGGACCACUUUGUCCUUGGGAUUUUGGACGUCCUCUCUUCUCACCUUUCCCUUUCCCCCUCUUCCGUCCCACCUCCUGAGAACUCCUGAAGACUGUAGGAUUGUCAUGGAGUCCAGGGAGAUCUUAAGCAGCUCCCGGCAAAGGGGGGACGAGUCGGAAUUCCUGCCUGUCUCCUCGAACAAGCCCCCAGCUGCUCCUGGCUGUGCAGGCGAACCUUUGCUCUCUGCUCCAGGAGCUGGGAAGGGGAUCCCAGUGGGCGGAGAACGCAUGGAGCCGGAGGAGGAGGAUGAACUGGGCUCAGGGCGAGAUGUGGAUUCCAACUCAAACGCAGACAGCGAGAAAUGGGUUGCAGGAGAUGGCCUGGAAGAACAGGAAUUUUCUAUCAAGGAGGCAAACUUCACAGAGGGGAGUCUGAAGCUGAAGAUUCAGACCACCAAGCGGGCUAAGAAACCCCCAAAGAAUCUGGAGAACUAUAUAUGCCCGCCUGAGAUCAAGAUCACCAUAAAGCAAUCUGGCGACCAGAAGGUGUCCCGUGCUGGGAAAAAUAGCAAAGCCACGAAGGAGGAGGAAAGAAGCCACUCCAAAAAGAAGCUCCUCACAGCCAGUGACCUUGCAGCCAGCGACCUCAAAGGAUUUCAGCCACAGGCUUACGAGCGGCCACAGAAACACUCAAAUCUCCACUAUGACCCAGGCCUCCCACAGGACGUCACCAGUGACACCUUAAAACCAAAGCACCAGCAAAAAAGCAGCAGCCAGAACCACAUGGACUGGUCCACCAACUCUGACAGUGGACCUGCCACUCAGAAUUGCUUCAUCAGUCCAGAGUCUGGCAGAGAAACUGCAAGCACCAGCAAGAUCCCCGCUCUUGAGCCCGUGGCUUCCUUUGCAAAGGCCCAGGGUAAGAAAGGCAGUGCAGGGAGCACGUGGAGUCAGCUGUCCAACAGCAAAGAUCUGCUCUUGGGAGGUGUGGUCCCAUCCCCAGGCAGCCACAGCUCCCCAGCCCCACCCAGCAGCUCUGUCGAGUGCAACGGACUUCAGCCCUUGGUAGAUCAAGAUGGAGGAGUUGCAAAGGAGCCCCCAGAACCACCUACCAUAGGCAGCAAGAAAAAGUCCAGUAAAAAAGAUGUGAUAAGUCAAACCAUAGCAAACCCAGACCUGGACUGGGUCAAGAAUGCCCAGAAAGCAUUUGACAAUACAGAAGGGAAAAGGGAAGGCUACCCUGCAGAUAAUGCCCAAGAGGCAUCACCAGCCAGGCAGAAUUCGAGUUCUGUCAGUAAUCCUGAAAAUGACUCAAGUCAUGUCCGGAUUACUAUCCCUAUCAAGGCACCCUGUCUAGAUCCAACCAGCCAUAAGAGGAAAAAGAGACAGUCCAUCAAAGCAGUGGUAGAAAAGAUCAUGCCAGAGAAAGCCCUGGCUUCUGGAAUCACUAUGAGCAGUGAAGUGGUUAACAGGAUACUUUCCAACACUGAGGGAAAUAAGAAAGAUCCCCGGGUCCCUAAGUUGAGUAAAAUGAUAGAGAACGAGUCCCCCUCAGUUGGCCUUGAAACAGGUGGAAAUGCCGAGAAAGUCGUGCCAGGAGGCGUGUCUAAGCAGCGGAAGCCACCCAUGAUCAUGACGCCUCCAACAUGCACGGACCACUCUCCAUCGAGGAAGUUGCCAGAAAUCCAGCAUCCCAAAUUUGCUGCGAAACGGAGGUGGACGUGCAGCAAACCAAAGCCCACCAGUAUGCUUCGGGAGGCAGUCCUGGCCACCUCCGAUAAACUGAUGGUGGAACCGCCGUCUGCCUACCCCAUCACCCCAUCCAGCCCUCUGUACACCAACACAGACAGUCUUACUGUGAUUACGCCCGUCAAGAAGAAGCGGGGGCGGCCGAAGAAGCAGCCUUUGCUCACGGUGGAGACGAUUCACGAGGGGACUUCCACCAGCCCGGUCAGUCCCAUCAGCCGGGAGUUCCCUGGCACGAAGAAAAGAAAGAGACGACGCAGUUUAGCUAAGUUGGCCCAGCUGGUGCCAGGACAGGACAAGCCCAUGAGCGAGAUGAAGUUUCACAAAAAAGUUGGAAAGCUUGGGGUGUUGGAUAAGAAGACCAUCAAAACCAUCAAUAAGAUGAAAACACUCAAGAGGAAAAAUAUCUUGAACCAGAUCUUGUCCUGCUCCAGCAACAUUGCUCUGAAGGCGAAAGCUCCCCCGGAGACCAGCCCCGGGGCAGCGGCAAUUGAGAGCAAAUUGGGCAAGCAGAUCAACGUCAGCAAGAGGGGAACCAUCUACAUCGGCAAGAAGAGGGGCAGGAAGCCAAGAGCGGAGCUGCCACCCCCAUCCGAGGAACCCAAAACAGCCAUCAAGCACCCAAGGCCUGCUUCUAGCCAGCCGGACGUUCCAGCCGUGCCUUCCAACUUUCAGUCCCUUGUGGCAUCUUCACCAGCAGCUAUGCACCCACUUUCAGCGCCGCUAGGUGGGUCAAAUGGCAACCUGAGCCCUGCCAGCACUGAAACCAAUUUUUCAGAGUCGAAAACUAUGCCAAAUCUCCAGCCCAUCAGUGCUCUUCCAACCAAAACCCAGAAGGGAAUCCACAGUGGAGCCUGGAAGCUGUCCCCACCCAGGCUGAUGGCCAACUCGCCUUCCCACCUUUGCGAGAUCGGGUCACUCAAGGAAAUCACGCUGUCCCCUGUGAGUGAGUCGCACAGCGAGGAGACGAUCCCAAGCGACAGUGGCAUUGGGACGGACAACAACAGCACGUCUGACCAAGCGGAGAAGGGUUCAGAAUCCCGACGGAGGUACUCUUUCGAUUUCUGCUCCCUGGACAACCCGGAGACCAUUCCGUCCGACACCAGCACAAAGACCCGGCAUGGCCACCGGCAGAAGCAUCUCAUGGUGGACAACUUUCUGGCCCACGAAAGCCUCAAGAAGCCAAAGCACAAGAGGAAACGGAAAAGCCUGCAGAAUCGUGAUGACCUUCAGUUUCUGGCAGACCUGGAAGAGCUCAUCACCAAGUUCCAGGUGUUCAGGAUCUCCCACCGGAGUUACACCUUCUACCACGAGAAUCCGUAUCCCAGCAUUUUUCGGAUUAAUUUUGAUCACUACUACCCGGUGCCAUAUAUCCAGUAUGACCCGUUGCUCUAUCUUCGCAGGACUUCAGACCUGAAGUCAAAGAAGAAGCGUGGUAGGCCUGCAAAAACCAAUGACACCAUGACAAAGGUGCCUUUUUUACAAGGGUUCAGCUACCCUAUUCCCAGUGGAAGUUACUAUGCACCCUAUGGAAUGCCUUACACAUCAAUGCCUAUGAUGAACCUUGGUUAUUACAGUCAGUACCCAGCUCCCUUGUACCUAUCACACACGCUCGGAGCCGCUGCCCCGUUCAUGAGGCCGACAGUGCCACCUCCUCAGUUCCACACGAGCUCCCACAUGAAGAUGUCGGGGACAGCGAAGCAUAAAGCAAAGCAUGGAGUCCACCUGCAGGGACCUGUCGGCAUGGGCCUCGGUGACAUGCAGCCGGCCCUGAAUCCUCCCAAGGCGGGUGGCGCCGGUCUGGCCAGCGGUCGGCUCCACAAGAGAAAACACAAACACAAGCAUAAGCACAAGGAAGACCGGAUCCUGGGGACCCAUGACAACCUGAGUGGUCUCUUCGCAGGCAAAGCCACGGGCUUCUCCAGCCACAUCCUGAGCGAGCGGCUGGGUGGUGCAGACAAGGAGCUCCCGUUAGUGAGUGAGAAGAAUAAGCAUAAAGAGAAGCAGAAGCACCAGCAGAGUGAAGCCGGCCACAAAGCUUCCAAGAACAACUUCGAGGUGGACACCCUGUCUACACUGUCACUUUCUGAUGCCCAGCAUUGGACCCAGGCCAAGGACAAAGGUGACUUGAGCGGCGAGCCUGCGGACACGUGCCCAAAAAGGUAUUCCGGCAGCGGCGGCGACAGUGGCAGCACCAGACCCGAGAGCCUGGACGUGUUCAGUGACAUGAACCCUUCGAAUGACAAGUGGGACAGUGACAUGAGCGGGAGUAAAAGGAGGAGCUACGAAGGCUUUGGGACAUACAGGGAAAAGGACCUCCAAGCCUUCAAGAUGAAUCGCAAGGAGAGAAGCUCCUACGACUCCUCCCUGUCUCCAGGGAUGCCAAGUCCCCACCUAAAAGUGGACCAAACGGCACCACACAGUAAGAACGAGGGCUCCACAUCCACCAUGAUGACCAGGAAGAAGCCAGCCGCGGUUGACAGCGUGGCAAUCCCCCCGAGCCCAGUGCUAUCGCUCCUUGCUGCAUCUGCAGCCACGUCUGAUGCAGCCAACUCCUCCCUGAAGAAGCGAUUCAAGCGGCGGGAGAUCGAGGCCAUCCAGUGCGAGGUGCGCAAGAUGUGCAACUACACCAAGAUCCUGUCCACCAAGAAGAACCUGGACCACGUGAACAAGAUCCUGAAGGCCAAGCGGCUGCAGAGACAAUCAAAGACAGGCAACAACUUCGUCAAGAAGAGGAGAGGGCGUCCCCGGAAGCAGCCCAGCCAGUUCGACGAGGACUCCAGAGACCAAAUGCCGGUGCUGGAAAAAUGCAUCGACCUUCCCAGCAAGAGGGGGCAGAAGCCGAGCCUGAGCCCGCUCGUCUUGGAGCCAGCGGCCACCCAAGACACCAUCAUGGCCACCAUCGAGGCGGUCAUCCACAUGGCCCGGGAGGCGCCGCCCCUGCCCCCGCCGCCGCCGCCGCCCCUCCCGCCCCCGCCCCCGCCCCCGCCGCCGCCGCCCCCGCCCCUGCCCAAGACCCCCCGAGGAGGAGGGAAGAGGAGACACAAACCCCAGCCUCCCGCCCAGCCCCCGCAGCAGCCGCCCCCGCAGCAGGCCCUGCCCCAGGAAGAGGAGGUGAAGGCCAAAAGGCAGAGGAAGUCCCGAGGGAGUGAGAGCGACGGCCUUCCCUAGGGGGGGUCUGGGCGUCUGGACCUGGGGCCGGGGAACUGACACAUUGGGGAGUGCAGGGAGCCGGGCUGGGGGCGGAAUCCCACGCUGCAGGGACACCGAUGCCCCUCUCUCCUGAAGCUGGGCAGGCACAAUCGAGCCCGAUGACGGGGUGGAUCCAUCAGUAGCUCUUGGGAAAGCAAAGCAGGGGGACGCCGUCAAAAGAAGCUUGUCUGUGCUUUACAGCAGUUGCAAACCACGCGGCACUUCAGUAUGGCUCGAUGCUUUGCAGGCGAGCAGAAGACCCACGGAGGAGGAGAAAGAGCCGGUGGUGCUCUCUGACAGCCACCUGACCUCCUGCAUCCAAGGUGCGUCUCUGAUUCCAUUGCAUUUGCUGGCCAGGAAAAUUGAAAGGGAAGCACCCUCAAUUAGGAAACAUUCCAAGGGGAGAAAAGCUGCAGAUUUCUCGACUGGCUUUGUUGUAACCCAUUUCCAUUUCAUUGGUUUUUUACUUUUAUUUUGGUUUUUCCAAGCUCGGCUAGGCUUUGGGGCACCCACAUCAUCUUCAGGUGACCUGAAUCUUUCCGUUAACCAUACAGUUUCUCAGAUGGAUUCGUCAUCAGAAGGUGGAAUUCUAGUGAUAGGCAACCUUAGACACGCAUUCAUAUUCUUCCGUUCGCCUCCUCUGUACCACACGCUGAGAUUUAGCGUAGUCAGUUCCUAGUUUUCCUUUUGCCCGUUGUACUUCCAUAUACCUUUUCAUUAACUUACUUGCUGCCUUCUUUUCCUUGGUACACGCCUAAAUAACGUAAACUUUAUGUGUGUUGUAAUGUUCACCCUUGGCAUGCUGUCCCAAGGAACUUGGCUUUGAAUCCCAAUCAUUGUGAGACAGAUACUCAGUAUUGAUAGAGCCUUUUUAGUAAGUGAUUUAGAGCAGCCGAGGAUAUGUUGGCCGGGGUGUCAACCAGGUUAUUUUUAUACUUAAAACAUAUCAGCAGAGAAUAGGCAGAAUAAAAUGGUUUUAAUAAACCCACAGCAAAUGGAAUAACUGACAGAUCACCAAAAAUUGAAACCCCAGACCCACCAGAAAGACAAAUGUCUAGCAAUGCCUUGGUAUGUGAAUUUUCAUACAAGUAACUAUCAUAAUAGGUCGUUGAAAAAAGGAAACAAAAAGACAAUAGAAUAAGUCCAUUAUCUCUUGAUGAUUAUUUCUUAAAAGCAAAUGGGAGUAAGUGUUCUUAUCUGGAAAAAAAAAAAAAGAAAAAAUGCUCAAAGGGUAUCACCACUCCAAUUGUAUGAAGCCACCUUGGACAAAGUAUCCAAAUUGUGGUUGCCUUAAUAAACUAAAACAUUUUUGUACAUAAUGUAAUUAUAAAUCUAUCAGUCUGCAUGGAUGCAAACUGUGUGUGACAAAUCGUCUUUUAAAUGGUCAAUUUCAACUGUACAUUUCUCAUCCAAGUUGUACUCUAGCCAUCGGUUUAGCGUGGACAGAUAUUCCAUCUCUAUCACCCAUUUCCACAGCUCAAGUAAAACAUGUUAAGAAGACUCAGAAUGAAUAUGAAGUUACUCCAUUGCCGUAGAUGUUUUCUAAAAGUCAGAUGUGGAAAUUUCAAAUAAGUAUUUUCAAUUUCCUCCCUUCCUCCUCCCCUAACCUUCCCCAAGACAUCAAACACCUGGCAUGGUAGAUUAUAAAAAGAGAGACACUGAGAGACAGAAUUCAGUUUUCUAAUGGGAAUUAGAGUAUCUGGUUUACCUCCAAAUUAAGUUUCUUUACAGGAAGUUGGGACUGGCUGGAAAUUGUAUUAUCACUUCAGAACACAACACUGUUUCCUUAGAGAUGGAUUUUUGUUGGGAACACAGGAGAAUAAGGGAUGGGGUAUCUAUGAAAGUAAAUUUAAAAAUCCCAAGUUAAUAUGCUUGCGAACAUCAUUGCUUUGUCAUUGCACCAACAAUUGAUUGAAAUUACUCACACUAUUCUGCACUGUCACCUUGGACUUAACAUCAUUUGCUCCCCACUAGGUCAGUCACAUUUAAUCCUAGCAAUAUGUAAGUUUAAAGGGAUGCAUUCUCCUGUACUUGAAAGCUUAUAUCAUAGAUACUCUAUUUGUGACCUAGGUGGACCUUUGGCAUUUCACACAAGUUGAACAGCAAAAUCAAACCAGCCACUUUCAAUUUGUCAUUCCCAAGCCAUGUCUGAGUGGUUCUAAAGUCACCGGAGAGGAAGAUUUAAAUUAGCCCCGCUCACCCCACCAUUGCUAUGAAAGAGCAACCAUUUUCAUUCCAAUUAAACCAUAAAGGGGGUUCUCUCCUGUCAGACUUUGAAAAAUCAGUUCCUUCAUUCUUUCUUUUGCCCCUCUUACUUCUGCUGUUGUUGUACUAUUUCCCCAACCGAGACUGUGAGUAGACUAAAUCAUCCUGCAGACAGGAAUGAGCUGCCACUCUCUAAGCUUCUUAAAGAAAGACCCAACCCCUAAUUGACAUUAACAUCUCUAGUUGGAGAGAAAUUUCAGAUAACUUAAGGAUGCAUUAGAAUUUCCAGACCGAGGUAAAGUAUUCCUGGAGGGAUACAGCGGGCUUGUAACUUAUUCGUAAAUUCAGUUCUACAGUUGUCAUGUGAGUUAAAUGCAAAUCCUCCACGCUUAUGGCCCUAAGAAUAGAUGAGGAAACUGCAGAGGACCCAGGGUGAGACAUGCUGAACAGCCCGUGGAAGGUGGAAGCAAGUCCGGCACCUACAAGCUUCCUCUUUCCCCUGCCCAGCUCCCCUUCAAUGUCAUGUGAUAUUUUCCUUUUCCUUCUACCUUCCAUUAAAUUAACUCAUCUCAUUGGUACAACCAUUUCCUUGUUCUCUAAGUAAUCCCUUCCCAUUAGCCUCUCCUCUCCUGUCCAGGCUCAACAUUGGGCCAGUCUAGUUUCACCUCUCAUUAGCUGCAGACCCAGGAUGAGAACCCCAGCCAUCCUGACCCGGACCGGGGAGACUCUAGCCAGUCAACACUGCCUUCUGGGGCUGCAUUUUUGUUUAGAGAAGAUGUCAUUUGGGAUGCACGGGACUCCAUAAAACACCGCCACAAAUUAUUUCAUUAGAAAUCUCUUGGUGGUGGUGGUUUUUUGUUUUGUUUUGUUUUCUGGAAUACUUUCCUUCCACAAGCAGGCGUGAACCCACUUACAGGGAGUCUGAUUAGGGGUGAGCAAAGGAUGAAACUGAGAUGUAAAAGCCUCCUUGUAGGUGAUGAUGGGUCUCUGAUCCACCUUCCUAAGUGGUUGAGGAGCCACUUGCUUUUCAACCCCUCAUCUCAAAUGAAAGAUACAAAAGUCGAACUUCCUCUAAUAGCAUGGCUCCGGCUACAACCCAAGGAAGAUAGGUCAAAAGAAAGGAGAGCAUGUCACGGGCUGGUUUGUGACUUGGCAGGACCGGGACCCAACAGCCACUGACAGCCCGGAGUAGGUGACUAAGGGCUGACAGAGGAUUAGCAUGUUAACUUGGCUGCUGUCUGGAGUGGGAGGCCACGUUCUGUGGCAGCCGGAAUUUGUGUUCUGCACAUUGCUGGCUCUAUAAAUAUGAUAAGCAAGUGGUGACAGAAUUAUAGUAUAAGGUGAUGUACUACAUGCAGAUCCUAAAGGAUUUGGUUUUAGUACUUUAGUAGAAAAAUCCCACUCCUACAGCUUAUUACCCAACAAUAUUCAGAUAAUGAGUUUUUGGAGAAUAUUUUUUUCCCUACCACUAGGAAGAUUUACCUGGGAACUGUCUAAAGUCUAUACAUAUAUUUCCAAAGCCUUUAAAUGCCAACUGUAGCAUGGAGAGAGAUGGGGUGGCAGAAGCCGAAAUGCCUCAAAAGCCAUUUAAGUGUUACAUUGCAGGAUUUUCAGUCCUUCUCAUCAUGUAAAAGCAGAUAAAUAUAGACAUUAUUCUCAACACUACCCUCUAGUAUCACAAUGGUCCAAAUGCCAGAGCUUACAGAUAAUGUCAUCACAGUGCCUAGAAACUCGAACUGUAAUAUACCGUAGCAUUUUCUUGGUGUUUUUUAAAGUUUCUUUCCACAAUACAAGGCUCCCUCUGCUUCUUGUUUCUUGGAGAGUUUGCCCCACUGAUGAGUCUUCCCUCCCGUGGGACUCGGUCAUUUGGGGAACAGUCUUAGAAGCACAUAUCAACCAAGGAAGAAACUUCCUGGAUAUCGAUUGCCCACUUCCCCAGGUAUAAUAAACACUACAGGGGGGGAAGGAUUGAGAAGAGCUGCCACCGGUCAACACAGAAGGGCAGUUCCAACCUAGGCUGGUGUCUUUCUUUUCUUCCUUUUUUAAAAAAUCUAUUUCUUAAAUAAUAAUAAAUGCACAUGAUGUGUUAAAUAUGUAUAUAUAUAUUUCAAAAGAAAAAAUGGGGCACAAGAUUGUCUUAUAAGUCGUGCUGGCUAAUUUUUAGUUUGUAUUCAUAAGUGGUUUUUAAAAGCCUUUUUUAAAGUGUAAUUUGCAUGUUCUACUUUGAUUGUAUGUAAACAUAUUUUAGAACAAAAAAUGUAUUUGUAUUUUAUUGAAUAUAGAGGCAAGAAAAUUGUACAUUGUUUGAAAUGUUCUUUUUGUAACAGUUUUUAUUCAUAAAGCAUUUUUGUACAUUUAAAAUGAACACGGACUUGCUGUUAUUUGAGGCGUAGAUACAUCUGGCAUGCUUUACUGUCAUGCUCCUCCAUGGUCUUAGAUGUUGGGUUUUAAACAUUUUUUCUAAAAGAAAGCUCAGUCUUUUUCGCUACCAGAUCAGGUUAGCACAGUAUAGAGCACUUAACUAUUAAAAAAAAAAAAAGUUAAUCCUAUUCAUAUGUUAUUCAUUGUGUGAAAUUAAAGACAUUCAAUUCAGUCUAA
This is a messenger RNA of Mirounga angustirostris (Northern elephant seal), 13824 nucleotides long. RefSeq names its product SET binding protein 1 (gene SETBP1). Gene Ontology annotation, molecular function: DNA binding; histone H3K4 methyltransferase activity. Gene Ontology annotation, cellular component: nucleoplasm. The transcript is spliced from 6 exons. The coding region runs from base 4210 to 9000 and encodes 1596 amino acids. Lineage: Eukaryota; Metazoa; Chordata; Mammalia; Carnivora; Phocidae. The record is from RefSeq and is a predicted model, not a curated record. Gene Ontology annotation, biological process: regulation of DNA-templated transcription.